Messenger RNA from Cuscuta epithymum, 974 nucleotides. NCBI's taxonomy places the organism in Eukaryota, Viridiplantae, Streptophyta, Magnoliopsida, Solanales, Convolvulaceae. The record is from the annotation of a GenBank genome assembly.
GCGCCUGCUGAUCAACUAGAAGCAUAAAUAUAUAUUGCGAGAGAAAAAUGGAAAAUCCGUCGAGUGUUGAGUGGGGAGAAAAUGCUGCAUUAUUCCCAGGCUACCCUUCCGCCGCCGCAGCUGCUUUGCUUUCAUGGCCGCCGGCGUUUGAUGAAGGAGGGACGGCGAUAGGAAUGAUGAGAUCAGGCGGUGGAUUAAUCAGUGCUCCACAGAGUCACCGCGAAGCCGAGAAACGCCGCCGAGACAGAAUCAACGCGCAGCUCGCUACCCUUAGGACACUCAUUCCCAUGUCCGAUAAGAUGGAUAAGGCAUCUUUGUUAUCAAGCGUAGUGGACCAUGUGAAAGAUCUCAAGAGAAAAGUAACAGAAAUCAGCAAAGUCCUCGCCGACAUUCCGGCCGAAACUGACCAAGUGACCGUCGACGACGCUAAAUAUUCCGACGAACAAAGAAGCUUCUUCACUGCUGUGAAUUUCCUAAGGGUUUCGAUCUGUUGUGAUGACCGGCCGGAGUUGUUCCCGGAGAUAAACAGUGUACUCAAAGAACUAAAGUUGGUGAUGUUGCAUGCCGACGUGACUUGUUUGGGUGGUAGGGUUAGGACCAUUAUCUUGUUGCUCUGUCCCGACAAGGAUAAGGGGAUUUCCAUAAAUUCGUUCAAACAGUCCCUUAAGCUUGCAUUGUGCAAGGUUGCUAUACCUUCUUCUAGUACCACUUAUCGUAUCAGAAGCAAGAGGCAAAGGUUUUUCUUGCCUGACGCUCAUUUUCAUUAAAUAAAUAAUUAGAUAGAUAUAUGCAUAUAUAAUGAUAAUAAUUAGCACUACUGUGACUUGAAAUAAUCCAGAAUCUUACAUUUUCCCCUAGUUGAAUCCUACUGUAACUUUAAAUAGUGAGCACUUUGCGAACAUACUUCUCUCAUAGUAAAAAUAUUUAUAAAUAAAAUUGUGAUUGCAAUUACUGUAAUUAUAAUGUCAUCAUCC